Molecule: messenger RNA, 1338 nt
Organism: Symbiodinium natans
Lineage: Eukaryota; Dinophyceae; Suessiales; Symbiodiniaceae
Source: the annotation of a GenBank genome assembly
AUGGCACAUACCCCGUUGACUCCAGAUGCGGUAAACGUGGGGGCAGUUGCAUGGACUUUAAUCUCCACUGCGCUGGUCUUCCUCAUGACCGCAGGACUCAGCUUCUUCUAUGGAGGCCUUGUGCGUGAUACCAACAUCAUCAAUACCAUGAUGAUGAGCGUCAUAGCAAUGGGUGUGGUAACAAUGACUUGGGUGGUAGUGGGAUUCUCGCUGGCGUUCGGCGAGAGCGACGCGGCCUGGGUGGGCAACUUCGAGUACGCAUUGUUCAGAAAUCUCGACAUGCGGCUGUGGGAUGAGAAGACUGGCUUGCCAGGGCUUUGCUUUGCCACAUACGAGAUGACGUUCGCGAUCAUCGCCUCAGCCAUUAUUUCCGGGUCUUUAGUAGAGCGUGUGCGCUUCAGCGCAUACGUUGUUUUCCUAGCACUGUGGUCCAUACUGAUCUAUGCUCCACUGGCGCAUUGGGUCUGGAGUCCGGGAGGCUGGAUUCACAAAAUGGGUACCCUGGAUUUUGCGGGCGGUACCGUGAUUCACAUCAGUUCUGGCGUGUCUGGCUUCGUUGCAGGGGCUAUCAUUGGCCCGCGUAGGCGCGCGGAGGAGGACCUCGGCCCGACCAGUGUUCCUUUUGUCAUUCUCGGAGGCUGCCUUCUUUGGUUUGGAUGGGUAGGCUUCAACGGUGGAUCGGCUUUGUCAGUGUCAGAUGGUGUUGCGGCACGAGCUGUGGCCAGCACGAUGGUAGCGGCCGCUUCGUCGAUGCUUACGUGGCUUGUCCUGGAGCGGCUGCUGAAAGGAAGGUCGUCCUCCGUGGGUGCCAUGGUGGGAGCUGUUGCAGGCCUCGUCUGCAUCACUCCGGGAGCAGGAUAUGUGGCCCCGAGCUGGAGCAUCAUACUGGGACUUCUUGCAGCUCCAUGGUGCUAUCUAUCUGUUGCGGCUGUAAACCGGAUGAACCUUGUGGAUGACACGUUGGAUGCUUUCGGGCUGCAUGGCAUGGGUGGGAUUGGAGGGGCCAUUCUUACAGGCAUCUUUGCAGAGGAGGCGGGCCUCAUCUACACAGGCAGCUUCAUGUUGCUGGGCAAGCAGAUCGUCGGUGCUUUGGCCAGUGUCGCGUUCUCUGCAAUCGGAACAGCAGUAAUUGUGCUUGUCAUGAGACUCGUGAUUACCUUGAGAGUGGCGGAAGACUCCGAGUUGGCGGUGGAUGCGCACACCCAUGGAGAGACGUACCACAGCCAGGCAAAAGCAUACCAUCCCAAAGAGGACUUUCGUAUGCACAGCCCUGUGAAGGCGUAUCAGCGUCCAGAUGUAGCUGUGGGUUCAUCUGAGUCUACCAGCAGUGCUGUUUAG